Molecule: messenger RNA, 1647 nt
Organism: Mesorhabditis belari
Lineage: Eukaryota; Metazoa; Nematoda; Chromadorea; Rhabditida; Rhabditidae
Source: the annotation of a GenBank genome assembly
AUGUUGUUUGCCGUCGGCGUCUGGCUGCAAUUCUUGGCAAUAGCUGUUUGCGAAGAGAAUGUGGCUCGUUUAUACAAUCACUUGAUGGAGGGAUAUGAACGAGAGGUGCGACCCUCACUGCAACACGAUCGGCCGAUCGAUGUCUCUUUCGUCUUUUCACUCACACAAAUUAUUGAUGUGGAUGAACGAAAUCAAAUAUUAACGACAAAUGCCUGGGUACGGCAACAUUGGAUGGACUAUCAACUUGUUUGGGAUCCGAGGAGGUUUGGAAAUGUGACGAAGAUACACAUUCCGUAUGAAAGAAUAUGGAAACCGGAUAUCAUUCUUUACAAUAAUGCUGAUUCGCAAUACACGAAAUCGGUGAUGAGCACUGAUGUUGUGGUGAAUUUUAUGGGAAAUGUCACCUAUGCAACGGCAGGGAUUUUCAAAUCGAGUUGUCCUCUUGAUGUUAGGUUUUAUCCGUUUGAUCACCAAAAUUGCACGCUAAAGUUCGCUUCGUGGGCUUAUGAUGGCACGAAAAUUGACAUCCAUUUACCGACGAAAAUUGGCGAUAAAAACAAUUACAUGAUCAGCACCGAAUGGGAAUUGGUGGAGAUUUGGGCUGAAAAGAAUAACAUCGUUUACUCGUGCUGUCCGGAGCCUUAUCCCUUUGUCGACGUGCAUAUUUCAAUCGAUAGGCGGCCUAUGUUUUAUGUGUUCAACCUCAUUUUGCCAUGCGUGUUAAUCUCGGGCAUCGCGCUGCUCGGCUUUUACAUGCCGAGCGACAGCGGAGAGAAAGUCACUCUUGGAAUCACUUCACUUCUUUCAACGACAGUUUUCUUGAUGUUGGUCGCUGAGGGAAUGCCGCCGACAGCUGAGGCAUUGCCGCUUAUCGGAAUCUACUACGGAGUGACAAUAUUUUUGGUCUCUUUGGCUACGGCGAUGACUGUUUUCACGCUAAACGUUCAUCACAAGGGUGUUCAUGGGCAUCCAGUGCCUCGAGUUGUGCAGUUUAUCGCGUUUCGUCUCUUGGCUCGAAUGCUCUUCCUCCGACUUGAGCCCUAUCAUUCCAUCACACAGCACGUUCGAUUUGUCUACGAUCGAGAACACCCGGCUGAAAGCACGUUCUUUGCACGGGUUAAUCUACCGUUUUUGCCGAAACGAGAGAACAUUCCACUCUUGAACUCAUCAGCCGCGAUUUCUGCUUCUCCUCAUCCACAGCGAAGUCGAUCACCCAGUAACCCCUCGGCUUCGGCGAGAUCAAGCAAAAAACCACCACCUUUUCUCUUUCGUAAUGGAGCCUGUGGUGUCUCAUUCUCUGAUUCGUUGCUGAUCACCGAUCAAUCGUUACAUCUGCAACCGACGCCAAAAACCUCACACAGUUCGCCCAUUCAAAAGAUAAGCACAAAUGAAGAAAUGAAAGCAGAAGAAAUAAACGAAGAUUUGGAUCCGUUUGAGUUCGAAUUUUUGCGAGUGAUGCAAAUGGUGCAUGCGACAAUUGAAAGAAAUGAGAUGCGACAAGCCGAGAAAGAUCGACGAGACGCUGCGAAACUCGAGUGGCAACAGGUUUCGAUGGUGCUCGAUCGUUUCUUGUUAGUGGUUUUCGUGUUGGGUACAGCGUCCGCCUCAUUCGUCAUUCUCUAUCAACGACAACUCGGCAUCUUUGAG